Molecule: messenger RNA, 1396 nt
Organism: Misgurnus anguillicaudatus (oriental weatherfish)
Lineage: Eukaryota; Metazoa; Chordata; Actinopteri; Cypriniformes; Cobitidae
Gene: ccnh
Product: cyclin H
Biological process (GO): regulation of transcription by RNA polymerase II; DNA-templated transcription
Cellular component (GO): transcription factor TFIIK complex
Molecular function (GO): cyclin-dependent protein serine/threonine kinase regulator activity
Source: RefSeq, a predicted model, not a curated record
GCGUAAAUAGCACGCGACACGUUUUCGCGAUGCUUGGAAACACGCAAGUUCUGUAUUGAAAAAGAUAGCAGCGGAAUUCUAUAAAACCGGUUCAUAUUUGUUCUUCUGUUAUUGGAUUAAAACGCGACAGAGUCAUCGUUUGCCUGAAAGGCACAAGGUUUGUAACGUUUUUUAGAGUCGCUUUUUGGAAAAAGUCAAUUUUUAAUGGGAAAGUGGCGCUUUUGUUGUAACUUAGUUCUCUCGGUAAUACAGCAGUCUAACUUCAAUAAUCGUAACUAGUCGUCUUGUCGGUCAACCAUGUUUCACAACAGCUCCCAGAAGAAAUUCUGGACAUUUGAUAAAGAGGAAACUUUAGACAAAUUAAGACUGGAAGCUAAUCAGAAUUUCUUCAAUAAAGCUCUGUCCAGCGGUAAGCCCGGUAUAAAUGAAUCAAUGCUUCUCGAUCAAAGGGAAGAGAAGGUGCUUUUUAGGCACUAUGAGAAAAGAUUACUGGACUUCUGCAGUAUAUUCAAGCCUGCAAUGCCGAAAUCGGUUGUGGGCACAGCCUGUAUGUAUUUUCGUAGAUUCUAUUUGAACAACUCCUUAAUGGAGUAUCACCCUCGGACAAUAAUGUUGACAUGUGCUUAUCUCUCCUGUAAAGUGGACGAGUUUAAUGUUUCUAGCUCGCAGUUUGUGGGAAACCUUCAGGAGACCCCAGCAGCACAGGAGAAGGCUCUAGAACAGAUUUUGGAGUAUGAACUGCUUCUCAUACAGCAGCUUAAUUUUCAUCUGGUUGUUCACAAUCCUUAUCGACCCUUAGAGGGCUUUCUUAUUGACCUGAAGACAAGAUACCCAUUGUUGGAGAACCCCGAGAUGCUAAGAAAGAGUGCUGAGGACUUUCUCAACAGAGCAACAAUGACAGAUGCUGGGCUCCUCUUCUCUCCAUCCCAGAUUGCCCUCACCUCCAUUCUAAACAGUGCUGCACGCGCCGGGCUCAAGAUGGAGACUUAUUUGAUGGAAUGCAUCGGACUUAAGGCGGACAAAGAGACCCUCUCAAAGAUGUAUGAUUCCAUGAGACGAAAAGAAAACAUGGAUAUGAAGAUGAUGAUCACGUUGUGAAAAAGCAGAUGAUUACUGAAGAAGAGUGGACUGAUGAGGAUUUGGACGCAUUGUAACGACAUUGUAGCUUUUCCAGUGUUUUUAAAGCGGUGAGAGAUCCAUGAAUUGUGGUUUUUGGACAACCUGUGUGUGACUCUUUCAUGAGCAAGAGUUUAGGAUGUGGACAUUUACAUAUGAAUUUGGUAUCACUAAGAGUAAAGGGCAGAAUCUUCAAGCCAAUCAAGAUUGUAAAUAUAUAAAAAAAAAAGUUGUGUAAUGUGAAACUUCUUCUCCUAUGAAAAUAAAAUAUUUUUUAAUA